Molecule: messenger RNA, 273 nt
Organism: Lathyrus sativus (Indian pea)
Lineage: Eukaryota; Viridiplantae; Streptophyta; Magnoliopsida; Fabales; Fabaceae
Source: the annotation of a GenBank genome assembly
AUGAAUUUAAUUUCUUUCAAUGUUAGAGGCUGUUGUAGUUCCAUCAAGAGAAGGAGAUUAACUCAAAUUAUUCAGAGAGGAAAUGCCGAUAUUUUCCUUAUUCAGGAAACCAAGGUUAUCAAGAUGGAGGAUGGUAUAGUUUUCAGCAUGUGGAGGAAUUUUGAUUUGGAUUGGUCAGCUCAGAACUCCGUUGGGAACUCUGGUGGAAUUCUAACCAUGUGGAAUACUGUCAGAAUCUCUGCUUGUUUUAGUUUAAUGGGAAAGGAUUCUUAG